This is a messenger RNA of Monoraphidium neglectum, 498 nucleotides long. RefSeq lists its product as hypothetical. The record is from RefSeq and is a predicted model, not a curated record. The transcript is spliced from 2 exons. NCBI's taxonomy places the organism in Eukaryota, Viridiplantae, Chlorophyta, Chlorophyceae, Sphaeropleales, Selenastraceae. Bases 1 to 498 code for a protein of 165 amino acids.
AUGGCUGACGGGGCUGGCGGCGGAGCAGCGGCAACCGUCACGACACACACGGUGCUCAGCAUAGCGCGCAGCGUGGACGACGCACGCACCUCGGACUCGUCAAUCCUGGGGGCCAGCGACCCCCUGAUCCGCCGAUACCCCUCGCCCCGCCAGCGCCACCCCUCCCCCAGCGCCACCCGCGACGUGCGCGCCAGCCGCAGCCGCAGCCCGCCACCUCGGGGCGCUCGCGCCGUGCGCAGCGGUGCGGGCAAUGGGCUGAGCGGCGGCGGCCAUGGCGGCAUGUCAGCGGGCGUCGACCUCAGCGGCGUCGCGUCCUCGUGGGCGGCCUGGCUGCAGCCGACGCGCCUCGACAGGGAGGUGGCGCUCAACGCGCUCGCGGUGGCUGGCGCGUCGAUGGCGGACCCGCUGAUGUCACUGGUUGACACCGCCAUGGUGGGCCGGAUAGGCACCGCACCCCUGGCGGCGCUGGGCUCCAACGGCGCCCUCUUCAACUGGUGA